AUGAGUGAUGAAAAGAAUAUGGAUCCCCAAAAAAUGAAGGUGCUGCUAAAGCAGAAAACCGCAAGAAUAAGGGAUUUAGAGAAGAUGCUUUCUCAAAUGAAUGCUCCUUCAGUUGAUAAUAGUUCAAAAAUAGAAGAACUUGAACAACAACUUGAAGAUUCUAAGGCAUUGAUAUCUGCACUUCAAGAAAGUGUUAGCCAAAAGAAUGCAGAAAUAUCAAGGUUAUCUUUAAUUUCUCAAUCAAAUGCAAGAAACCAAAAUUCGGAUUUAAUUGCAAGUUUACAGAAGAAAAUUGCAGAACAACAGCAAGAAAUAGAGUCUCUUAACAAUGAAUUAUGGAAUGAUGAUCCAAAUGAAAGCGAAAAAGACAUAGAAAUUCAAAAUCUUAAAUCUCAAAUUCAAAAACUCACUAAAAACCAACCGCAAGUAUCGCCGGCAUCUAAUAAUGCAGAACUUGAUACAUUAAGGAGCCAAUUGGCCGAAAUGACUCAAAAAACAAAAGAAUUUUCUAACCUUGAAAUAAUUAUCAAAGAACUUCGUGCAGAAAACGACCAACUAAACGACGAAUUGAUGAACGACCAAGCAGAACUCGAAGAAAAGGACGCAGAAAUACAAGAACUUAAAGAACAAAACGAAGGCGCAUACAAAAUGAAAUAUGAAACUGCAACAAAGACAAUUGAGUUGUUACAGAAGCAAAUAUCAGCUUCACAAGAAAUUUCCAAAGAAAAUGAUGCUCUAAAGUCGAAAUUGGCCGAAAAAGACAAACAAUUACAAAAUUACAAUGAUAUGAAUUCAUUAAUCAAAGAACAGAGAGAACAAAUAGAGAAACUGAGUAAAAACAUUGAUGAUUCCUCUGAUUUCGCUGAAAAUGAAAAGAAAUAUCAAAAUGAAAUCCAAAAUUUGAAGAAACAAAUAGAAGAACUCCAAGAAAAUGACAAUGCAUGGGGUGACAUCGAUGAUACAGAUGAAAUCAAACAAGAAAAUGAGAAUUUGAAGAAAGAAAUUGAAAAUCUUAAAAAUCAAAACAAAGAAAUCGGAAAUUUACAGCUGCAAAUAGAGAAACUGAAAGAUAUAAUCAAAGAAAAGGAGUCAGACAAUGAAAGUUUGUUGCAGGAACUCGAAAAAUCUGAAAAUAAUUUUGAAAUUGAGAAAAUUAAGAAAGAAAAUCAAAAUUUGCAGACAAAAGUCAAAGAAAUGCAAGAAACAAUUGAUGAAUUAGAAUCAAAUGCUUGGAAUGAUGAUGGAAAUGAUGAAAUAAAACAAAAUUUGGACAAAUUAAAACAAGAAAUCAAUAAUCUCAAAAAAGAAAAUGAAAAUCUCCAAAAGCAAGUUGAAGAAAAUGAAGAAAAUGCUUGGAAUGAUGGAAAUAAUGAUGAAAUUGAAGAAAUUAAACAAAAUUUGGAGAAAUUACAAAAAGAAAAUGAAAAUUUGAAGAAAAUUAAUGAAGAGAAAUCUAAUGAUGAUGAAAUAAAUAAACUCAAACAAGAAAUCAGUGAAUUAAAGAAAGAAAAUGAAGAACUUCAAGAAAAUCUUUGGAAUGAAAACGAAAAUGAAGACAAUCAAGAAGAAAUUUCUAAUUUAAAGAAAGAAAAUGAAAAAUUAAAACAAAAUAUCAAAGAACUUCAAAAACAAAUAGAAACAAAUGAAGAAAAUCUUUGGAAUGAAAAUGAAAAUGAUCUUAAACAAAAAGUGACAGAAUUAGAAAGUGAAGUGAAAAAUUCUGACAAAUUAAAAGAAGAAAAUAAUAAACUAAAGAAAGAAAAUGAAGAAUUGAAGAAAGAAAUUGAUGAUUUGACAGAAAAUGUUUGGAAAGAUGAUGAAGAUAAUCAAGAAACAGAGAAAUUAAAACAAGAAAUCAAUAAUCUCAAAAAAGAAAAUGAAGAAUUAAAGAAAGAAAUGGACGAACUCCAGGAAAGCACGUGGAAUGAAUCAUACACUGAAGAAAGUGAUGAGUUGAAACAAAAACUAAAGGAAUUGGAACAAAAAUACAAAGAUACAGAGAAAUCUAAUGAAGAUUUGAAGAAAUUACUUGAACAAGUUGAUAAUCUACAAAAAGAAAGUGAGAAAAUCAACCAAGAUCUAGAGAAACAAAUCGAAGAAAACCAAGAAAAUUCUGAUGUCGAUGAAAAUGAAAUUCUUAAACAAAAAGUGACAGAAUUAGAAAGUGAAGUUAAAGAAAAAGAGAAAUUAAAUGAAGAAUUAAAGAAAGAAAAUGAAGAUUUGAAGAAAGAAGUUGAAAAUCUUCAAGAAAAUGCUUGGAAUGAAACAGAAAAUGAAGAAAUCAAAGAAAAAUUAGAAAAAGAAAAUGAAAUUCUUCAAAAACAAGUUGAAGAAAACAACAAAACACUCAAUGAUUUGAAACAAAAACUUUCUGAAUCAGAAAAUGAAAAAUCUGUAAAAAAUUCUGAAAAUGAUAAAUUGAAACAAAAAGUGACAGAAAUAGAAAGUGACUUCAAAAUUUCGAAUGAAAAAUCAUCAAAUCUUCAACAAAAAUUAGAUGUUUUGAGUCAAAAUCUGGAGAAAUUAGAAAAAGAAAUGAAGAUUUCUUCAGAAAAGAACCAAAAACUUCAAAAAGAAAAUUCUGACUUACAAAAUCAGUUCACUUCACUUCAGAAACAAAAUUCUGACAACCAAUUAAAGAUUACUUCACUUUUGAAAGAAAAAUCCGAAUUAGAAAACCAGUUGAAUGAAAAUUCGACACAAAACUUGGAAUCUAAUUCUUCUGAAAAAGAAAUUCGAGAUUUGAAAGAAAAAAUCACGAAACAAAACGAGAAAAUCAAAGAACUCGAGGAAGAAGUAAAGAAAGGAUACCAAGAUUUGUGGGGAGCUGAUUCUGAUGAUGAUUCAAAAGAAAAAGACGAAGAAAUAAAGAACUUGAAAUUGGAAAUCGAAAAAAUCAACAAAAAUCAUUUGGAAAAGAUUGGAAUUGUGGAAAAAGAAAAGAAGAAUGAAAUAGAAAAGAGAGAAAACAAAAUAAAGAAGAUGAGAAUUGAUUUGCAAAAGAAAGAUGAAGAAAUAAACAAACUAAACAAAGAAAUUUCUCAAAACAAAAAAGAUGAAUGGUCUACUGUUACUUUUGGAGAUGACGAAGAAAUCUCUUCUCUAAAGAAAGAAAACGAACGAAUUAAACAAGAAAUCACAGAAAAACAAAAAGAAAUUGAAGAAAUCCAACAAAAACUUUCUAAAUUUACAAAAGAAAAUGAAGAAAAAUCAUCUGAAAUUUCUCUUUUAAAGAAAGAAAAUGAAGAAAAAUUAUCUGUUUUGGAGAAAGAAAAUGAAGAGUUAAAGCAGAGAAUUGAAGAAUUUAACAGUUUCAAGAAAGAAAAUGAAGAAAACAAACAGAAAAUAUAUAAUCUUGGCGAAGAAACUAAGAAGAAAUUGAAUGAAAUUUCUGUUUUAAAGAAAGAAAAUGAAGAGUUGAAGCAGAAAUUAAAUGAAAUUAAUGAAGAAAUGAAACAGAAAAUUGUUGAUUUUAAUGAAAAAUUCUCUAAUUCUAAGAAAGAAAAUGAAGAAAAACUCUCUGUUUUAAAGAAAGAAAAUGAUAAUUUGAAGCAGAAAUUAAACGAAUUUAACAGUUUCAUGAAAGAAAGUGAAGAAAACAAACAGAGAUUAAAUGAUCUUGGUGAAGAAACCAAGAAGAAAUUAUCUAUUUUAAAGAAAGAAAAUGAAGAAAUGAAACAAAACAUUUCUGAUUUAAUGAAAGAAAAUAAGGAAUUAAAUGAAAGACUUUCUAAAUCUAUCAAAGAAAACGAAGAAAACAAAAAGAAACUAAAUGAAAACGAAUUGAACUUCAAACAGGAAAUUGAAGAAAAUUCUCUGUUGAAGAAAGAAAAUGAAGAAAACAAACAGAAACUAAAUGAAAUAAAUCAAGAAAUGAAGAAGAAAUUGAACGAAAUUUCCAAUUUAAAGAGAGAAAAUGAAGAUUUAAAGAGAAGUUUGAAUGGAAAUGAAGAAAUCAUUGAAGAAAUGAACGAAAUCAACAAAGAAAAUGAUUCUAUAAAGAAAGAAAACAAAGAAAUGAAACAAAAUUUAAUUCCUAAAUUACAAAAAGAAAAUGAGAAACUAAAUAAUGAAAUUUCUCAAAUUCAAAUAGAAAAUGAGAAAUUAAAGAAGCAAAUAGAAGAAAUGAAACAGAUUUCAAAUGAAAUUUCUCAAUUAAAACAAGAAAAUGAAGAUUUAAAGAGAAGUUUGAAUGGAAAUCAAGAAAUCAACAAAGAAAAUGAUGAUUUAAAGAAAGAAAAUGAGAAAUUAAAUCAAAAAAUGGAAGAAAUGAAGAAAUCAUUAGUUGAUAAAUCGAAUCUGAAUGAAUUACUAAAGAAAUUGCAGAAAGAAAAUGAAGAAUUAUCAAUUUCUUUGUCACAAAAGCAAAAAGAAAAUGAGAAAAUCAAUGAAGAAUUGACUAAAAAACAAAUUGAAAUCGAAAAACAAAAAGAUCUUGAAACGAAUUUGAAUAAUUCUGAUGCAAAUAAAGACGAAAUGAUUGAAUUAUUGCAGAACGAAAACGAAGAAACAAAAAGAAAUAAUGAAGAAUUAUCAUUAUUACUUGAGAAAUACAAACACGAUGUUGAUUCUUUGAAUGCGAAAAAUCUUCAUCUUAUUAAAGAAAAUGAACAAAAAGAAAUAACAAUAAAUAAUUUGAACACAGAAAAGAAAGAACUUGGGAAGAUAAAUAAACAACUGGAACAAUCCAAAUCUAUUCUGGAAUCACAGAAAGAAUACGAAGAAAUGAAAGUCAAACAAGUAGAAAAACCAAAACAAAUCAAUGCAAAUGAUAUCAAAGAAAAAGAGAAGAUGAAUGACUGCAUGAUGAGAAUGCAGUAUUUGCAGUCUGCUUUGAUUCAGUUCUUCCAUCAAAAUACUUCAACACAAAGGAAGAUGAUUAAAGCAGUUUUGAGUGUUUCUGGAUGUUCUCAAGCUCAAAUAUCUGAUGCUGAAUACGCAUGGGAUGUUAAUCACUCAAUUCCUUUGCUUUCAUAUUUUAACUUAUAA
Molecule: messenger RNA, 4989 nt
Organism: Trichomonas vaginalis G3
Lineage: Eukaryota; Parabasalia; Trichomonadida; Trichomonadidae
Product: A-type inclusion protein-related family
Exons: 1
Coding region: 1-4989 (1662 amino acids)
Biological process (GO): regulation of DNA-templated transcription
Cellular component (GO): nucleus
Molecular function (GO): DNA-binding transcription factor activity
Source: RefSeq, a predicted model, not a curated record